This is a messenger RNA of Branchiostoma floridae (Florida lancelet), 905 nucleotides long. RefSeq names its product transcription factor Sox-2-like. The record is from RefSeq and is a predicted model, not a curated record. The transcript has a single exon. Gene Ontology annotation, molecular function: RNA polymerase II cis-regulatory region sequence-specific DNA binding; DNA-binding transcription factor activity, RNA polymerase II-specific. The coding region runs from base 109 to 846 and encodes 245 amino acids. NCBI's taxonomy places the organism in Eukaryota, Metazoa, Chordata, Leptocardii, Amphioxiformes, Branchiostomatidae. Gene Ontology annotation, biological process: anatomical structure morphogenesis; regulation of DNA-templated transcription; cell differentiation.
AGAUAAGAAUCCCGUCGACCGUCCCGUGGGCUUCAGUGUAUUGUACAACUGGCUCGAGUACGUCCACGCCAAGCCGACUGUGUCCUCCAGACUUUCGCGUGAACAAAAAUGUCUACCAACAUGAUGAUGCACCAAGAGAGGAAGGAAGACGAAGCAGCGAAGAAGGAUCACGUCAAGCGGCCCAUGAACGCCUUCAUGGUGUGGUCCCGCAUCCAGCGGCGGAAGAUCGCCGAGGACAACCCGAAGAUGCACAACUCGGAGAUCAGCAGGCGGCUGGGAGAGAUGUGGAAGGAACUGUCGGUGGAAGAGAAGAAGCCGUUCGUCGAGGAGUCGAAGAGACUCCGAGCCGAACACAUGGAGAAGUACCCCGACUACAAGUACCGCCCGCGCCGCAAGCUGAAAACCAUGAUGAAGAACUCCAGCUUCCCGACCAUGCCGGGCGGCAUGCCGCCCAACUACUUCCCGGCGUCCAACUGCAGCCCCCCGCCCGCCUUGCAAAUGAGCAUGCCGGAGCAGUAUGGACACAUGAACGGCUACAUGAGCGGCUACCACUCCUCCAUGAUGCGGGACCCGGCCAACCCGUACAGCCACCAGGUCAUCCCGUCUUCUGCAGCGGCGACUACAGCAGGCAGCAUGCCGACCAGGUAUGACAUGGCGGCCCUCACCUAUAGCACCUACGCUUCCAUGCCGCCUACCACGUCCUACACCACUAGUAGCUGUGCGCUCCAGCCGUACCCCGUCUCAUCCUACCCAAGCACCGACUUCUGCGCCCCGGUCAAGCCCGAACGGACCCUCCCCGCCAGCUACGACGAUCACAUCCGACCGUACUACAGCGAACAUUGCUGAAAUUUUGCAUAAGGACAGUGCGUUAUGUAUUAACUUUUUGGCUCCAAUUCGAACUUGUU